Molecule: messenger RNA, 747 nt
Organism: Macrosiphum euphorbiae (potato aphid)
Lineage: Eukaryota; Metazoa; Arthropoda; Insecta; Hemiptera; Aphididae
Source: the annotation of a GenBank genome assembly
AUGUAUCUGACAAAUAUGAGAAUAUUGAAGGUAUUCUCGUCAUAUAAGUUUCGUUUUUGUAUUGGACUUAUUGUUGUACUCAGUUUUUGGCAAAUAUUCAGGGCCAUAACAAACAGCAAUAAACAGAAACUAAUUCAUUCUUCACGUGCUCUGAACCUUGACAACUCUUUAAUGGCUAAGAGUGUAAAAGAUAUGAAAUAUCUUCCAGUUGGUGUAUACUAUGAAGCAUUGUGUCCAGAUUCAAGGAAUUUUAUACUUCAGCAUUUAGUUCCGUCUUUUAAUAAAGCACCAAACAGUUUUGAUAUUGAAUUUGUUCCUUAUGGAAAAGCCAAGACACACGAAAAUGCUGAUGGCUCAAUAAUAUUUGCCUGUCAACACGGACCAGUAGAAUGUCAUGCAAAUAAAAUUCAUUCAUGUGCUACUCAACACAUAAAAGAUAAAAAUGUUUUGGUCAAAUAUGUAUCGUGCAUGAUUGAUAAUAACUAUGAUCCAGAAAUGAUCGGAAUGCUUUGUGCCAAAAAAUACAAUGUUAAUUGGAAUAAAAUUUAUACUUGUUCAGAAGGAAAAGAAGGUGAACUAUUAUUAAAACUAAAUGGUGAAGCAACGGACAAACUUUGGCCCCAAGUUUCUUUCAUCCCAACAAUUUUGAUUAACCAUGAACAACCCAGACAAGCUUCUGUCUUGAAAGAUUUUUGGGGUGUCGCUUGCAGUUAUUUUCCUCCAGAAUCAAAACCUGCUGCUUGUUAA